Messenger RNA from Daphnia pulex (common water flea), 1489 nucleotides. RefSeq lists its product as uncharacterized. Gene Ontology annotation, cellular component: membrane. Lineage: Eukaryota; Metazoa; Arthropoda; Branchiopoda; Diplostraca; Daphniidae. The record is from RefSeq and is a predicted model, not a curated record. The transcript is spliced from 5 exons. Bases 50 to 1249 code for a protein of 399 amino acids.
CGCCUCUAGUUCACUGGCAAAACUUUUCAGUUGGUUUUCUAUAACUAACAUGGAAAGAAACAUUUUCCUACUGUCAGUCGGUGUUGUGUUGCUUAUACUGAACAACCUGACACUUGCCGGUGAAUAUUGUCAGGAUCAGCACAAGGAUUGUGACAACAGCGCUGGCGGAAUAAAACCAAGAAAAUCGCAACCACUUUCCGAUUUGAGCACCGAUUUCGAAGUUGGGUCGCCAAAUUUUUGGACUGACGACUCCCCAUCGCAGACCGGAGUUCGAUGGAAGAUUGAGGACAUUAACUCCUCGUGGGAAUUGGACAAUCCGGCCCCUAAUCCUCCGGCCGGAAGAAAUUACAUGCGUGUCGAUCGCGGCGCCACUUUGUCGUUCAGCGUCGCAGUUUUGCGCAGUCCAACAUUUCAAAUUCCCGCUUCUAGCUACAACGAUAUUUCCAUAUCGUUUGACUUUUGGAUUCGAUCCAAAUGGCCCCAGUUCACUAAUCUCGAGCUGUAUCUAAAUGAAAACGGAAACGAGAGGCUGCUUGUCAGUUUAUGGAACUAUUCCGACAUCAACAAUCGAAAUUGGGUUACGUAUCCUGUCAGUUUCUCUCCACUCUCCAGCGGAUUCUCAUUGGCAUUUUACGCGUAUUGUGGCACGGACGUCGUGGAUGCUGUCGCCAUCGACAACAUCCGCUGGACCGAUCCAUCACCAACGACAACCAGCAGCACCGUGACGCAAUCGACAACACGAGAACAAACAACUGUCUCGACACUAACGACGACUGCUUCAACGUUUACAUCAACAACAGAAACUAUAACUGUUAAAACAACAACAACAUCGACAGAAUCACCAACAACGCCGAUAGCAGUAUGUGGAGGCUCCUUCAUAGCCACAGAGAAAAGCACACCUAUAUCGUCACCAAAUUAUCCAAAUUUUUACUCUUCUAACGAAGUCUGCGAAUACAUCAUCACCACUCCCGACCCAACUGGGAAAAUCAGUUUAAAAUUUGUUGAUUUUGAAAUGGAGGCUCAACACGACUAUCUAUAUGUAUUCGAUGGAAUGUCAAAUGAAUCGCCUAAAUUGUUUUCAGCUACUGGUUACCCUGGUUUCACUUCGUCUAGCAAUGAUCUUCCAGCUUCUCUUCCGUGUUACGUAAAUUCCACCGGUCCCGUAAUCUCAAUAGUACACUAUUCCGAUUAUUCACCGCAAGGCUCACUGAGAGGAUGGUUAGUCAAUUUUAUAAAAAUUUUUGAGUAGACGUUUAUGACUUUAUGCAGACCACACACUAUUACUUGUUAGUUGACGUAAUAGUUCCUAUAGUUAUAACAGCACAAAUACAAACGACAAGAGAAACAUAUUGGAUUAUUUCCGAUGGCCAAAUCGACUAGAGGGCAGCAAGCAUUGAAGUUCUUACACAAUUGCGUCACUUUUGUUACCUCUGCCUGGCUAAACUAGCCAAAUUUGUGUGGUGGCGUACAAUACAUAUUUUACAAUGUA